AUGGUGACCUCUGGCAAUAUGACGGCACCUGAGUCUCCGCUCAUCGACCUCAACGUGACCUCAUUUGACAGGGAGUACCUCCACUGGUCUUUCAUCAUCUUGGAGGUGGCAGCGGUCGUCGUCAUCGUCAUUGGUGACAUCUCUAUGUUGAUGAUGUUCUUUACUCGCAAACUCCUGGGACAGUCGACCAAUAUUCUCGUCUUUUCCGUUGCCAUCGGCGACCUGCUAGCAGGGAUUAUGGCCCUUCCAUUGGCUAUGAUGCAGAAGAUUCUCGUGGAGCCAUCAGACUUCCUGUGCAAGGGCUACUUCUACUUCUCCAACGUCUCCAAGACGGCUGUUGGCUACACAAUCCUCCUGCUGGCCAUGGAGAGAAUCAUCGCUCUCUUGAUCCACACAUUUCGGAUAUUACCACCUGGCAGGUGCUUGUUCUUUGCCAGCCUGACAUGGUUCUUCUCUGCUGCCUACAACAUUUGGUCUGUAGUCAUUUACGACGUCGAGGUGGUGACCCUGGCAUCCGAGCGACGAACUAAAGAUCUCUUCCUGUGUUUCGCCUCCAGCCGAUUCAUGUACCUACACGACAUAUUUGAAGUUCUCAACCCCUUAGUGACCUUCAUAUUUCCUGCUUUAUCUUGCACUUUGCUGUUUAUUUAUUUUGUCAGAAAUAAACAAGAGGCUGAUAAGCCAGGCAGACCGUACAAGUCCUCAAAGUCUGUAGUGAUAUUCACACUUGCACUGUUGGUAUCCUUCGUGGCAAGUCACCUUCAUGGGAAAUUGCAACUCUUCUUGAAAAUCCUCCAUCUUCUAUCGUUUUCUCGAGGCUUCUGGGAUAUCUUCAUCUUCGGCGGUUUCAGGCAUUACGUCUGCAAAAAGGAGAAAGCAUUGGCUCAUUUCCGAGAACAGAGGUCGCUUCAGGUGCAGCGGACAAGCCUAGCCAUACCCUUUCAGGACAGAGGGAUGUCCACUAGUUUGCUGGACAGUGACCCGUCCGUCAGUCGCAGGUACUCCAGUGACAUUAGCAGGAGAGCGUCGGCUUUAGAUGACAUCUCAUGUCAGUUUGACCACAACCCUGACCAGAUGCAAAAUGAACAGGAUCUCCUGCAAAGACCGCUCAACUCGUCAAAGCCAGCGGAAGAUCUUGUUCCUGUAGUGACCGUUGGCUAUCUUAUCCCUCGCUCUCCCUGUGCUUCGGACAAUCGCCGCCAGUUUAUUUUCCCACCCGACAAUGAAUUUAGCCAUGAGCGCAAAGUACAGACUAACCGAGGACUGUCCGGAAAAUCGGUUUUCGGUAGCUGUGAAGCUAUUCAGGAAAUCUCUGAAGAUGGGGAUUUCCUGGCAGCCUUAAGCACCACAACAAGAAAACCUCUCCAUUUGCGACGGAAAUCUUGCGGAGAUAAAGCGUCUCAUUUGCUAAAACUAAACUUACAUCGGGUAGCCAGGUCUGCUGCUGGUACAGACGGAGGUAAUACGAAAACCGAAAGAAACCUGGGAAUUAGUGACCACAACAACCCCAGUAACGCAGCUACCAAGCAAACAAACACACAUUCACUACACGACAACAUCACGAUGUCUGCAUCGGAAACACAAAUGGAAAACAUAUCGCAAGUUCCACUGGCCAAGAACCAUAAUUACACAAUACAGAUAAGCAAAAGUGCAGAGAAAUUAUCUGCUCCUUUCCCUGAAGAUUUUAACCGAGAAAUUCGCAGAAAUACACUGAACGUUCCAUCGACCCCCUCCAGACGGGGCAGUAGUUGUAAAUACUUGACCGUUCCAUCCACUAUGACGCCUUUCAUUCCACGGUCGCCUUGCGCCACCGACUGA
Molecule: messenger RNA, 1818 nt
Organism: Candidula unifasciata
Lineage: Eukaryota; Metazoa; Mollusca; Gastropoda; Stylommatophora; Geomitridae
Source: the annotation of a GenBank genome assembly